ACGGCUUUUAUAAAUUAACGCCCUGUCCUCCUUGAACGCCUCCUUUCUCCUCUCAUUUGCAAUAAAGCCAAAUAACCCAAAAGCGAUCAAAGAAUCCAUUGCGAUUUUGCGACAUCGUGAACCGGGAAUGACGACGAAGAAGAAGCCGCUGUCGUCGUCGCCGUCCACCUCCGCCGUGGCGAAGCUUCUCCUGCGGUGGCGCGGCCGGAGCAAGGCGGCCAAGGACGAGAGCAUCGAGUUCUUCUCCGAGCUACGGAGCAGCCAGCCCGAUCGCCGCGGCGCCGCCUCCGAUCACGCCGGGGGAGGAGGAGCUCCGGAUGGGAGGGGAAAGGCAAAGAGCUCCGCCCCCGCUGCCGCCGGUGGAGACGCCGGCGGCGGCGGCAAGCUCUUGUCGACGGGAACCGAGAAGCAUGACUACGAUUGGCUUCUGACACCUCCGGCGUCGCCACUCUGGUCGCCGGCGACGAGCGCCGCCGCAGGCCACCAUGUCUCCGCCGCGCCGCCGCCGAGCCGGCUGGAAAGAGCUAGCUCGGCGCCAUACGCGAAAGGGAAUUCACGGCUGCCAUUGACACGGCGGGAGAACGGGCCCCCGGCGUCGAGGCUGUCGAGGAGCAGCUCCGCGACGUCGCAACUCUCCACCGUCGCCCACGCGCCGGGCACCGUGUUCUCCGGCCGCCGGACAUUGUCGUCGGCGUCGGUGUCGUCGAUCAACACGGCGAGCAGCACGUCCGUGGGCUCGACGCCGCGGGGGUCGUCGGCGUCGACGAGCCCACGCACGCCGGCCACCGCAAGGGGCGCGCCGGCCGGGGCGGCUUGGCCCCGUCACAGGGACAGAACACAAGCACUGCACGUGUUCGGCGCCGCCGCCGCCGCCGGCCAACCCAGCGCGUCGUCGCUGGUGUCCAGGUCGAGACCCUCGCUGACGGCGCCGUCGAGCGGAGCGCUCCAGCGCGCGACGCCCGGCGCCGCCGGCACGUCGAGCCCGAGGUCAACCGCCCCGGCGUGUCAGCAACCUGCAGCGACCAGACGUGGCGCCAACUCCGUGGCACGUUCGGGGUCAACGCCACGGGCCGCGUCGCCCUCGCCGCGAGCGCGUGACGUCAGCAUUGCGGCGGGCGCGUCCCGUGUCGCGCCGCCGCCCAUGUCCAGCAGCAAGCCGAGGCAGGCGCCGGCGUCGGGGAAGCAAAGCAACGGCAACGGCAUGGCGGCGGCGAGCACGGCAGCCCAGAGGUGGCGCUCGGCCGGGAGGAACGCACGGAGGGAGGAGGCGGUCACCCAUGAAUCAUCAAGAAACAGCGACAGUCGCCGGAAGAUCGACGUAGCGAACACCAGCGCCGCCGCUCGCCGCACUGCUGACCUCUCUAGCCCGCGCGGCGCGAGCGGCGGUUCUCCGACGAGCGGCGGCGGCGGUCGGAACAAGUCGACAGACACCGACGCGAAGCGCAGCCUAUGGCAGGGAGCAGCGGCACGGCACCUGAUGGCGGCGGCGCGCCGGGACGCAACCCCCACCACCCGCCGGAGCGGUGGCCUCUCGUCGGUGGCGUCAAGAAGCCGCCUGGGGAUCACGCCCGCCGCCUCCUCCGGUGACAUCUCGGCCACGCCCACUGGACGACGGUCCACGCCGGCGAAAGGCAGGCCCGCCGCCGACGCGGCCGCGGCCGCAUCCUCCCCGCGGGUGGCCGCGGGGGACGCGUUCCCGAGCUCGCGGUACGACGCCAUGCUGCUCCGGGAGGACCCCAGGAACCUGACAUGGCUGCACGGAUGCGACGACGGCGAGGAGAUCGACGGUGGAGAUCUGGUCGAGGCCUCGCUGGAGUCGUUCGACGUGCCGGCCGGGUUGAGCAGCACGGGGCUGCACGGCGGCAAGACUUUGAAUUUUGGCGCCAAUUUGUAAAGGCAGCCACGUGAUUUAGGAGGACACUACGUAUUUCCGUAUGUAUGUACUGCAAACUAUUUGUACAUGGACUUCUUUUUCUCCCAUUUGAGGAGCACGAAUUA
This is a messenger RNA of Oryza sativa Japonica Group (Japanese rice), 1998 nucleotides long. RefSeq lists its product as uncharacterized. Gene Ontology annotation, cellular component: cortical microtubule. Gene Ontology annotation, biological process: cortical microtubule organization. The record is from RefSeq and is a predicted model, not a curated record. NCBI's taxonomy places the organism in Eukaryota, Viridiplantae, Streptophyta, Magnoliopsida, Poales, Poaceae.